AUGCACCACGGCGGCGGCCCGCAGAGCGCCCAGCACCAGCUGCAGCGGCCCAGGGCCUUGGCCCCCAGCGAGGGCGAGGAACAGCAGGCCCGCCCGAACCCGCCCCAGUCCCCGGCCGCACCCUUCGCGCCUUCCGCCAGCCCGUCCGCACCGCAGUCUCCCGGGUUCCAGGUUCAGCAGCGCAUGAAUAGGAGCCCCGUGGCGGGACAGAACGUGAACAUCGCCCUGCAGAGUGUCGGCCCGGUGGUGGGAGGAAACCCGCAGAUCACGCUCGCUCCUCUUCCGCUCCCCAGCCCGGCUUCUCCAGGCUUCCAGUUUGGCGCCCAGCAGAGGCGCUUUGAGCAUGGGUCUCCGUCGUACAUCCAGGUCACCUCGCCACUGUCCCAGCAGGUGCAGACUCAGAGUCCCACCCAGCCCAGUGCCGGGCCGGGGCCGGGCCUGCAGAGCGUGCGGGCUGGCACCCCUGGCCCUGGCCUGGGCCUCUGCAGCAGCAGCCCCACCGGGGGCUUUGUGGAUGCCAGCGUGUUAGUGAGGCAGAUGAGCUUGAGCCCAUCUAGUAGUGGGCACUUUGUGUUUCAGGAGAGCCCCGGCCUCGCCCAGAUGGCCCCGGGCACCCAGGUGCAGCUGCAGCACGCGGGGGCUCCCAUCGCGGUCCGGGAGCGGAGACUGUCGCAGCCCCACGCGCAGUCUGGGGGCACCGUCCACCACCUGGGGCCCCAGAGCCCCGCGGCCGCGGGUGCGGCUGGCCUGCAGCCCCUGGCCAGCCCCGGCCACAUCGCCACAGCAAGCUUGCCGCCCCAGAUCAGCAGUAUCAUCCAGGGCCAGCUGGUCCAGCAGCAGCAGGUGCUGCAGGGGCCGCCGCUGACCAGACCCCUGCUCCCGGGAGUCGGGCUUGGGGGGGCUUCGGCCUUCGGGAUGACCUCCCCGCCGCCCCCCACCAGCCCCUCCAGGACUGCAGUGCCCCCGGGCCUCUCCAGCCUUCCUCUCACAUCUGCGGGGAGUGCAGGCGUGAGGAAGGCCCCCAAGAAGUUGGAGGAGAUCCCCCCGGCCUCUCAGGAGCUGGCGCAGAUGAGGAAGCAGUGCUUGGACUACCACUACCGCGAAAUGGAGGCGCUGAAGGAGGCCUUCAAGGAGUACCUGAUCGAAUUGUUCUUCUUGCAACACCUUCAAGGGAACAUGAUGGACUUCUUGGCUUUCAAGAAGAAGCAUUAUGCCCCGUUGCAAGCUUAUCUUAGGCAGAAUGAUUUGGACCUGGAGGAGGAGGAGGAGGAGGAUGAGGAGGAGGAGGAGGAGGAGGAAGAAAAGUCUGAGGUUAUCAACGAUGAGCAGCAAGCGCUGGCGGGGGCCCUUGUGGCGGGGGCUGCAAGUGUGGCAGAGACGGACCCCUUUAAGAGGCAGCAGGCGGGGACCCCGGCAGAGCCGUCUAAGCGGCCUCGGCUUGAGGUGGGCCACCAGGGGCCAGUUUUCCAGCACCCGGGGGCGAACGCAGGGGUUCCUCUUCAGCAGCUCAUGCCCACGGCUCAAGGAGGAAUGCCUCCGGCCCCUCAAGCCGCCCAGCUCACCGGACAGAAGCAAAGCCAGCAGCAGUACGACCCAUCCACGGGGCCCCCGGUGCAGAAUGCCGCCAGCCUGCACACCCCACCGCCGCAGCUCCCCGGCAGGCUGCCCCCCGCUGGCCUCCCCACCGCGCCCCUCCCGCCGGCACUGCACUUUCCUCAGCAGCCUCCGGCGGUGGAGCCUCACGUGCAGCUCCAGGUCCCUGCGAAGACACCACAGCCGAAUGCCUCUAUCCCCGUGCCCUCGCCCAGCCAGCUGCCGGCGCCGCCGCCGCAGCCCGUGCCGCAGUCCCUGCAUGCCCCGAUGCCUGGGAAGGCUCAGAUGCAGGCCGCUCAGCUCUCAUCCCAGCCCCAGGCGGCGGCGUCGACAAGACCGCCCACGGACCCUGCCCAGCCCUGUCAGCGACCCCCGCCGGCGGCCUCUUCUGCCUCGUCCGUGGCUCCUGCCAGCGGCUCGGGCCCGUCGCCGGUACGGGUCUCUGCAGGGAAUAGACCCUCCUCGGCAGCCAGCAAGUCACUGUCUCCGGGCACCUCCCGGUCCCUGGGGACAGCUGCGUCCGCACCGCCCAAACCCCAGAGCCCAGCUCAGAACGCCGUCCCGCCCCAAGACAGCUCUCAGGACAAGCUGGCAGAACAGAUAGCGCUGGAAAACCAGAUCCAUCAGCGGAUAGCAGAUUUGAGGAAAGAAGGUCUGUGGUCCCUCAGGCGGUUGCCCAAACUGCAGGAGGCCCCACGCCCCAAGUCGCACUGGGACUAUCUGCUGGAGGAGAUGCAGUGGAUGGCCACGGACUUUGCCCAGGAGAGGAGGUGGAAGAUGGCCGCGGCCAGGAAGCUCAUCAGGACGGUGGUGCGUCACCACGAGGAGAAGAAGCUGCGUGAGGAGAGGGGAAGGAAGGAGGAGCAGAACCGAUUGAGACGCAUUGCGGCCUCCACCGCCCGAGAAAUAGAGUGUUUUUGGUCAAAUAUUGAACAGGUCGUGGAGAUAAAACUACAAGUAGAAUUGGAAGAGAAAAGGAAAAAAGCCUUAACUUUACAGAAGGUGCCCAGGAGAGGAAAAGAGUCGAGGCCUCAGGGGCUGGAUGCACUGCCGGAAGCUUUCCUGGAGUCGGGGUUGUCUGGAAGGAAGAGGAAAGCUAGCACAUCUCUGACUGAUGAUGAAGUGGAAGAUGAGGAGGAGACCAUAGAAGAGGAAGAAGCAAACGAGGGGGCUGUGGACCACCAGGCAGAGCUGUCCAAUUUAGCCAAAGAAGCUGAAUUGCCCUUAAUUGACUUGAUGAAGUUGUACGAAGGAGCUUUUCUGCCCAGUUUCCAGUGGCCGCAACCGAAGCCCGACAGUGAGGAGGCGAGCGAAGAAGAAGAUGUGGAAGGCGCCCCGGGCGACCGAGAGGGCCGGAAGGAUGUGGUUCUCAUAGACUCGCUGUUCAUCAUGGACCAGUUCAAAGCUGCGGAGAGAAUGACUCUUGGGAGCCCUCACGCAAAGGACAUCGCGGAGGUGACCGCUGUGGCCGAAGCUGUCCUGCCCAAGGGCAGUGCCCGGGUCAGCCCCACGGUGAAGUUGAACGCGCCAUCUUUGUUGUACGGCGCGCUCAGGGACUACCAGAAGAUUGGCCUGGACUGGCUCGCCAAACUCUACCGGAAGAACCUCAACGGCAUCCUGGCGGACGAAGCUGGGCUGGGCAAGACGGUGCAGGUCAUUGCUUUCUUUGCCCACCUAGCUUGCAACGAAGGCAACUGGGGCCCUCAUCUCGUGGUCGUGAGAGGCUGUAACAUUCUCAAGUGGGAGCUCGAGCUGAAGCGGUGGUGCCCCGGGCUCAAAACUCUGCUAUAUGUUGGCAGCCAUAGAGAACUGAAAGCCAAGAGACAGGAGUGGACGGAGCCCAACAGCUUCAAUGUGUGCAUCGCGCCCUACAAGCACUUCUUCAGGGGCUAUGCAGCCUUCACGCGUGUGCGGUGGCGCUGCCUGGUCAUCGACGAGAUGCAGCGUGUCCGCGGCAUGACCGAGAGGCACUGGGAGGCCGUGUUCACCCUGAGGAGCCAGCAGCGCUUGCUGCUGAUCGACGCGCCCCUGCACAACACCUUCCUGGAGCUCUGGACCAUGGUGCACUUCCUCAUCCCCGGCAUCUCCAGGCCCUACCUGCACCUGCCCCUGAAGGCCCCGAACGACGAGAAUCAGGACUACUACCACAAAGUGGUCAUACGGCUGCACCGGGUGACGCAGCCCUUCAUCUUGAGGAGAACUAAGAGAGACGUGGAGAAGCAGCUGACAAAGAAGUACGAGCACGUGCUAAAGUGUCGCCUGUCGAGCCGGCAGAAGGCCUUGUACGAGGACGUGAUCCUGCAGCCCGGGACUCAGGAGGCGCUGAAGAGCGGCCACUUCGUGGACGUGCUGAGCAUCCUGCUGCGGCUGCAGAGGAUCUGCAACCACCCCGGGCUGGUGGAGCCCCGGCUCCCGGAGUCGUCGUACACGGCGGGGCCUCUGCAGUACCGCUCGGCCUCCCUCGUCCUCAAGGCGCUCGACAGGGACUCCUGGAAGGAAACGGAUCUCUCUAUAUUUGAUCUUAUUGGCUUAGAGAACAAAAUGACCCGCCACGAAGCAGAACUGCUCUGUAAGAAGAAGGUGACGCGGAAGCUCCUGGACGAGCUGUAUGCCGCGCCGUCCCCGUCGGGCAGGCCGGCGACCCUCAGACUGAAGCCCAGCAGGUUGUUUCAGCCCGUGCAGUACGGCCAGAAGCCCGAGGGUCGCACCGUGGCUUUCCCCAGCACACACCCGCCCCGGACGGCGGCCUCUGCUGCAGCCACGGCCACUCCUCAGGGCCAUGUGAGAGGACGGCCACCGGUUGCCACGUUCUCUGCCAAUCCAGAUGCAAAAGUGGCGGCAGCCCCGUUUCAGAGCUCCCAGGCCUCCGCCGGCGCGCCCGCUCCGAGACAGCCGCCCGCCUCGACCUCCGGCGCAGCACCCGCCCCGGCCCAUCCUGCGAAACCGCGGGCCCGCCCCCGCCCCCGCCCCCGGGCCCCCCCGCACCCGGCGGGGCCGAGCGCGCUGCCUCAGGGGCUGGUGCUCACCUCGCAGGCUCAGGCGCGCCUGCCCAGUGGGGAGGUGGUCAAAAUAGCCCAGCUGGCUUCCCUGGCGGGGCCGCAGAGCCGGGUCGCCCAGCCAGAGACCCCGGUGACGCUGCAGUUUCAGGGGAACAAGUUCACCUUGUCGCACAGCCAGCUGCGGCAGCUCACCGCAGGCCAGCCGCUGCAGCUGCAAGGCAGCGUUCUUCAGAUCGUGUCCGCUCCGGGGCAGUCCUACCUGCGACCGCCAGGCCCCGUGGUGAUGCAGACCAUGUCUCAAGCGGGAGCCCUCAACGCCCUGGGAAGCAAGCCCCCGGCCGGUGGCCCGGGCCCAGCCCCCGUGACUGCGCCAGCUGGUGUGCCCGGGCGAGUGGCGGUCAACCCCUCGCCUGCUGGAGAACCCGGAAUGGCCUCCAAACCGGCCUCCCCUGUCGGAGGGCCAACCCAGGAGGAGAAGAGCAGAUUUCUGAAGGAGCGACUGGACCAGAUCUACUUUGUCAACGAGCGGCGCUGCUCGCGGGCCCCCGUCUACGGCCGAGAUCUGCUGCGGAUUUGUUCCGUGGUCGGCCGAGAGCAGACGCCUUGGCCCGGGACUUCUGACAGCAGCCCGCAGAAGGGGGCCGGGCCAGCGGGCGGGUACAUUCCACCCUCCCACGGUCAGAAGGACCUGAUUCUGACGCUGACCCAGCGGCAAGCCUGCCUGCAGGAUGUCAUCGACAGAGUGGUGUGUGUGAUCCCUCCGGUGGUGGCUGCGCCCCCGUCCCUGUGGGUGGCAAGGCCGCCGUCGCUCUACAGCCGCAGGAUGAGCCUCCUGAGGCACCGCCUGCGAGAGCACACGGCGCCCUACGCGCAGCAGCUGCGGCGGAUGACGGCGCUGCGCUCCCUCCGGUUUCCGGAGCUCCGACUGGUGCAGUUCGACUCAGGAAAGCUCGAAGCUUUAGCCAUCUUGCUUCAGAAGUUGAAGUCUGAGGGACGUCGAGUGCUGAUCUUGUCGCAAAUGGUUCUCAUGUUGGACAUUUUAGAAAUGUUCUUGAACUUCCAUUAUCUCACCUACAUCAGGAUCGACGAGAACGCGAACAGCGAGCAACGGCAGGAGCUGAUGAGGAGUUUCAACAGGGACAGGAGGAUCUUCUGUGCCAUUCUGUCGACCCACAGCCGUGCCACAGGUGUGAGCCUGGUGGAGGCUGAUGCAGUGGUGUUUUAUGACAAUGACCUGAAUCCCGUGAUGGACGCCAAGGCCCAGGAGUGGUGCGAGCGGAUCGGGAGGCGCAAGGAUGUCCACAUCUACAGGCUUGUGAGUGGUAAUUCCAUUGAAGAGAAGCUUUUGAAAAACGGAACCAAAGACUUGAUCCGGGAAGUAGCCGCACAGGGCAAUGACUACUCCAUGGCCUUCCUGACACAGCGGACCAUCCAGGAGCUGUUUGAGGUGUGCUCUCCCACUGACGAUGCCGGCUUCCCAGUGAAGGCGGAGGAGUUCGUGGUCCUCUCUCAGGAGCCUUCUGCCACAGAAAUCAUCGCCCCCAAAAUUGCAAGACCUUUCAUUGAGGCCCUUAAGAGCAUCGAGUAUCUGGAGGAAGACGCCCAGAAACCUGAGGAGGAAGCCGUGCCGGGGGCGUCCGGCUCCGACAGCCCGAGGCGGAAGGAGGAGCCGUCGCAGCUGGAGGAGUUAGCGGACUUCAUGGAACAGCUCACGCCUAUUGAGAAGUACGCGCUGAAUUACCUGGAGUUGUUCCACGCGCCGGCUGGCCCCGACAAGGAGGGAGCCGGGGAGGACGCCGUGCUGACCGCCGUGAGGGAGUGGGAGGCCCAGAACGCGAGGGCGCUGCGGGAGAGGGAGGCGCGGGCGCUGCGGGAGCAGGAGCAGGAACAGCUUCUCACCUACACCAGGGAGGACGCCUACAACGCGGAGUACGUGUGCGAAGGUGCCGACGGGCAGGUGGAGGUCAUGCCGCUCUGGACGCCGCCCACGCCACCCCAGGAUGACAACGACAUCUACGUGGACCCAGUCCUGUGUCUCACGUACGAAACCACGCCCAUCCCAGAGUCCAAGCUGCCUCCUGUGUACGUGAGGAAGGAGCGCCGGCGGCACCGCACGGACCCCUCAGUUGCAGGCAGGAAGAAGAAGCAGCGCCACGGGGAGCCGGUUGUCCCCCCUCGCUCGCUGUUCGACCGCGCCACGCCCGGCAUGUUGAAAAUGCGCCGGGAAGGGAAGGAGCAGAAAAAGAAUAUUCUGUUGAAGCAGCAGACACAGUUUGCCAAGCCACUGCCGACUUUUGCCAAACCAACAGCCGAGUCGGGCCCAGACAACCCCGAGUGGCUCAUCAGUGAAGACUGGGCGCUGCUGCAGGCCGUGAAGCAGUUGCUGGAGCUGCCUCUGAACCUGACCAUCGUGUCUCCGGCCCACACGCCCAACUGGGACCUCGUUAGCGACGUCGUCAACUCCUGCAGCCGCAUCUACCGCUCUUCCAAGCAGUGCCGGAGCCGCUAUGAGAACGUGCUCAUUCCCAGGGAGGAGGGCAAGAGUAAGAACAACCGGCCCCUGCGCACCGGCCAGAUGUACGCCCAGGACGAGAACGCCACGCACACGCAGCUGUACACGAGCCACUUCGACCUGAUGAAGAUGACAGCCGGCAAGAGAAGCCCCCCCAUCAAGCCUCUGCUUGGCAUGAAUCCCUUUCAGAAAAACCCCAAGCACGCCUCCGUGUUGGCAGAAAGCGGGAUCAACUACGACAAGCCGCUGCCUCCCAUUCAGGUCGCGUCUCUCCGAGCAGAGCGAAUUGCCAAAGAGAAGAAGGCGCUGGCUGAUCAGCAGAAGGCGCAGCAGCCGCCCGUGGCGCAGCCCCCGCCGCCUCCGCCGCAGCCGCAGCCCCCGCCGCCGCAGCAGCCGCCCCCGCCUCUGCCCCAGCCCCAGGCAGCCGGCAGCCAGCAGCCUGCAGGCCCGCCGGCCGUCCAGCAGCAGGCUCCGGCGCAGCCGCAGGCGCCCCCCGCACAACCCCCACCGAAGGUGCCCCCGGCGAUCACCACCGUGGGCAGCGCUGCCGUGCUGGCGGGAGCCAUGAAAACGUCUGUCACGGGGACGAGUAUGCCAACGGGCACGGUGAGCGGAAACGUCAUCGUGAACACCAUCGCGGGGGUCCCUGCCGCCACCUUCCAGUCCAUUAACAAGCGCCUCGCUUCACCUGUGGCACCGGGAGCCUUGACUACCUCCGGAGGCUCUGCUCCAGCCCAGGUGGUCCACACCCAGCCUCGCGCCGUCGGCUCCCCGGCCACGGCCACGUCCGACCUUGUGUCUCUGGCACCAACCCAAGGUGUUCGAGCGGUUACCUCUGUGACAGCCUCAGCCGUGGUAACUACCAGCCUGACCCCAGUGCAGACUCCGACCCGGUCUUUGGUGACUCAGGUGUCCCAAGCCACAGGGGUGCAGCUGCCCGGGAAGGCCAUCACUCCCGCACACUUCCAGCUGCUCCGGCAGCAGCAGCCGCCGCCGCCCCCACCGCCGCCCUCUCAGGUGCAGGUCCCACAGAUCCAGGGCCAGGCCCCAUCACCAGCACAGAUCAAGGCUGUCGGCAAGUUGACUCCGGAACAUCUGAUCAAAAUGCAGAAGCAGAAACUGCAGCUGCCCCAGCAGGCCCCCCCACCGCAGGCCCCGCCAGGGCCCCCACAGCCCGCUACACAAGUGCAAGUGCAGGCCCCGCCACCCACGCCGCAGCAGAGCCCCCAGCUGGCCACGGUCACGGCCCCGCGGCCCGGAGCCCUGCUCACGGGCACCACCGUGGCCAACCUCCAGGUGGCCCGGCUCACCCGGGUUCCCCCUUCGCAGCUGCAGGCGCAAGGGCAGAUGCAGGCUCAGGCGCCCCAGCCCGCGCAGGUGGCACUGGCCAAGCCUCCCGUGGUGUCGGUGCCGGCGGCCGUGGUCUCCUCGCCCGGUGUGACGACCCUGCCCAUGAACGUCGCCGGGAUCAGCGUGGCCAUCGGACAGCCGCAGAAAGCCGCAGGACAGACCGUCGUGGCGCAGCCUGUGCACGUACAGCAGCUGCUGAAGCUGAAGCAGCAGGCCGUGCAGCAGCAGAAAGCCAUCCAGCCCCAGGCGGCCCCGGGCCCGGCCGCCGUCCAGCAGAAGAUCGCCGCACAGCAGAUUGCUGCUCAGGGCCAACCACAGAAGGUCACCUAUGCCACCCAGCCAGCCCUCAAAACGCAGUUCCUUACCACACCCAUCUCCCAGGCCCAGAAACUGGCUGGGACCCAGCAGGUGCAGACCCAGAUCCAGGUUGCCAAACUCCCUCAAGUGGUCCAGCAGCAGACACCCGUGGCCGGCAUCCAGCAGGUGGCCUCUGCUUCCCAGCAGGCCUCCCCGCAGACUGUGACCCUGACUCAGGCGACGGCGGCCGGGCAGCAGGUGCAGAUGAUCCCCACGGUGACGGCGACCGCGCAGGUGGUGCAGCAGAAGCUCAUGCAGCAGCAGGUGGUGCCCACGGCGGCGGGCCAGCUGCAGAACCCCGGCGUCGCUGCCCCCGCCCAGGUGCCGGCCAGCUCUGACAGCCCUGGCCAGCAGCCCAAGCUGCAGAUGCGAGUCCCUGCAGUCCGGCUGAAGACGCCCGCCAAGCCCCCGUGCCCCUAGUCGCAGCGGCGGGCUGACCUCGGGGCGGGCCACUGGGCACUCCACUGCCGAGUCAGGAGC
Molecule: messenger RNA, 9291 nt
Organism: Lontra canadensis (Northern American river otter)
Lineage: Eukaryota; Metazoa; Chordata; Mammalia; Carnivora; Mustelidae
Gene: EP400
Product: E1A binding protein p400
Molecular function (GO): ATP-dependent chromatin remodeler activity; ATP binding
Source: RefSeq, a predicted model, not a curated record